AUGGUAAAAAUGAACUUAUUACACAAUUGUAAUAAAGAACGUAAAAUAAUAAUUGACGAGAUGAAAAAAUUAAAAUAUAAUUAUAAAAAGAUACGGAGUAUCAAACACAUAAUAAAAGAUAUUAGCAUUGAAUUAACUAAUAAAAAAUUACUAGUAUUUAAUUUAUCAUAUUUUAAUAUUUUUGUUUUGCUGAUUAUCUUUUCUUUAAAAUACAUUAUAUCCAUAAAAAUAGUACUUAUUAUUGUUAGUUUUUUUUAUUUAAAAUAUUUAAUUCAUCAUCUUCUUUUAUUUUUAUAUAAUUAUAAUCUCCACAAAUUUAAUGAAGUAAUAAAACUACUAUAUAAAUAUGAAUAUGCAAAAAUUGCUAAUGGUAUUAAUGUAAAGAAUGAUUUAAUUAUAGACGAUAUAUAUAACAGUAUAUAUAGAAUAACAAAGUCUAUUUUGUCUAUAUACUUCUUUUUUAUGAAAAAUACUUUUUCCUAUUUAUUUGAAUAUAAUAAUAUAGAAGAAAUAUAUAAUUCCUCUUGUUCAAAAAAUUUGAAAAAAUUAUGUUAUCUAAAAGAUUUUUACUUUAGCUUAUUUAUUGUACUUUUUGAAUUAAAAAUAAAAAAGAGCUAUUCAGAAAAGGAAGAAAAGAGAAAACUUUAUAAAAAUAUAAGAAAUAUAUUUAAAGAAAAAUAUAAAAAAGAUUAUAAAAUGAUGGAAACAAGUGAAAAUAGUCCUUUCAUAUUCUAUUUUUAUCAAUCCUUUCAUGAUAUAAUAAAGUAUAUGUUUUAUUUUUCUCACUUUUUUAUUUUCAUAUUUAUAUCCAUAUUUUACCUUUCAAGAAGUUACUUUAUUUUAUCAUCCUAUAAAAAUAUUUUAAAAAAAAAAAGUAAUUUAUUUCUUACAAAGAGUGAAAAAAUAAAUAAACAAAACAUUUUAGAAGGAAAAAACGAAAUAAUAUCACUCCUGGUAGACUCAUUAAUUCUAUUGAACUUCAUUCACAAAAAUGAUAAAGACGAGGAAAAUUAUAAAUUAAUAGAAAAUAAAUUACACAAUUCAAUAAAUUUAAUAAAAUCAUUAAAAAAUAAGAUAACAAAAAAAUUAGAAACAAAAAGUUUUAUUCGAAACAAUAAUUUAGAAAUAAAAGAUAUAAAAGAAGAUGAAAGCAAAAAGAAUUUCAUUAAUUACUUACCUUAUGAGGAAAAAAAUGUGUAUGAAACUGAAACUAAAUUAAUUGAAAACAGCAUUAUUGAAAAUAUUGAGAAGGAAAAAUAUUUAACUUAUGAUAUUUAUUAUUAUGAUAAUAAAGAAGGUGAAAAUUGUGAAGAGAAAAAAAAUUGUAAUGAACAAAAAAAUAAUUAUAGUAUAUUGAAUGGUCCUAAUAAUAGAAUGAUAAGCAAAGAAGAAUUAAAUGAAGAAAAUGAAUUACAAAAUUCUAUUAAUACAUAUUCAUAUAUUAACAAAUAUAGCAAUAACAAAAAAGAGAUAGAAUACAAAAAAGAAUAUUGUAUUAGUUCGAAUGAUAAAGAUAUAUAUAAGGAAAUAUGUAUUGAUAAUUUGUUAAAAGAAUUAAGAAUAAGAUUUAAAAAAAGGAGAAAUUACAAAUAUGUGAAGAAAAAGUUAUGUUAUGAUAGUAACAAAAAGGAUUUUUGCAUAAAAAACAUUUCAUCAAAUGAUAUUGACUUGUUAAAUGAAUAUGAUAAAUGCACAGAAGAAACUACAAAACAACAUAAAAUUGUAAAAAUUUCUGACAAUAAUGAAAAUAUCCAAGAGACGGUUUCAGAUAAAAUAAUUAUGAAGAAUAAUUAUUUAUGUAAGGAAGAAGAUCAAGAUAUAUAUGAAUCAGAUUUCUUAAAACCAAUAGAAAAUAUUUCCUCUUUUAGAGAAAAAAUUGCAUCAUCUAUUUUACAAAGAAACCUAAUUCAGAAAUAA
Plasmodium gallinaceum is the source of this 1917-nucleotide messenger RNA. RefSeq names its product conserved Plasmodium protein, unknown function. Lineage: Eukaryota; Apicomplexa; Aconoidasida; Haemosporida; Plasmodiidae. The record is from RefSeq and is a predicted model, not a curated record. The transcript has a single exon. Bases 1 to 1917 code for a protein of 638 amino acids.